Messenger RNA from Pungitius pungitius (ninespine stickleback), 5110 nucleotides. RefSeq names its product calnexin (gene canx). The transcript has 15 exons. The record is from RefSeq and is a predicted model, not a curated record. Gene Ontology annotation, biological process: protein folding. Gene Ontology annotation, molecular function: calcium ion binding. Bases 154 to 1989 code for a protein of 611 amino acids. Gene Ontology annotation, cellular component: endoplasmic reticulum; endoplasmic reticulum membrane. Lineage: Eukaryota; Metazoa; Chordata; Actinopteri; Perciformes; Gasterosteidae.
GACCAAUCAGCUGUUGACCGUUGACAGGCAACGUCAGAAAUGUCCUCUCACUGACCAAUCAUCGACGUCGGGGGGUGGUGGUUUGUGCCCUCCAAUAUCCCAUGUGACGCUCCUCAGUCGUUCCCAGGCGUUUACAUCCAAGAGCCGGAGACUAUGGAUCAGAAGGUCGGGUUGUUGGUUCUCCUGGCAGUGGGCCUCCUCUGCCUCAGUGUGGCCCCUUUUUCUCAGGCUGAGGACCUGAUGGAGGACGUGCUUGGUGACGACGUGGACGUGGAGGACGAUCUGGAUUUAGGGUUAGUCGGAGCCGAGGAGGAAGAGCAGGAAGGGGACGUGCAGGACGAAGCUCCAGCUGCACCAAAAACUCCUCCUACACCCAAGGUAAUCUACAAGGCUCCAGAGCCGAUGGGGGAACAUUUCAUCGCUGAGUCCUUUGACCGCGGGACACUGGAUGGUUGGGUGGUUUCAGUUGCCAAGAAGGAGGACGCUGAUGAAGACAUCGCGAAGUACGACGGUAAAUGGGCGGUGGAGGAGAUGAAGGAGAGUAAGCUCCCCGGCGAUAAAGGCCUGGUCCUGAAGUCUCGGGCCAAACACCACGCCAUCUCAGCCCAGCUGCUGCGACCUUUCACCUUUGACACCAAGCCGCUCAUCGUCCAGUACGAGGUCAACUUCCAGGCCGGCAUCGACUGUGGUGGCGCCUAUGUGAAACUGCUCAGUCAGACGCCCGACCUCAACCUGGACUUGUUCAAGGAUAAAACUCCAUAUACCAUCAUGUUUGGACCCGACAAAUGUGGAGAGGAAUACAAACUGCACUUCAUCUUCAGACACAAAAACCCGAAAACUGGAGAGUAUGAAGAGAAACAUGCCAAGAAGCCAGAUUCUGACCUGAGGACAUACUACACAGAUAAGAAGACUCACCUGUACACACUGGUGUUGAACCCCGAUAACACCUUUGAGGUGCUGGUGGAUCAGACGGUUGUGAAUAGCGGCAGCUUGCUGACGGACAUGACCCCCGCCGUCAACCCCCCUGCCGAGAUCGAGGACCCUGACGACCAGAAGCCAGAGGACUGGGAUGAGAGGCCCAAGAUCCAGGACCCCAGUGCCACCAAGCCGGAAGACUGGGAUGAGGACGCUCCCGCUCAGAUUCCAGACGAAGACGCAGUGAAACCAGACGGCUGGCUGGACGAAGAGCCAGAGUACAUUGGAGACCCCGAGGCAGUCAAACCUGAAGACUGGGACGAGGACAUGGACGGCGAAUGGGAGGCCCCUCAGGUACCCAACCCCGCUUGCGAGACCGCCCCUGGUUGCGGUGCCUGGAAACGGCCCAUGAUCGACAACCCCAACCACAAGGGCAAGUGGAAGCCACCCAUGAUUGACAACCCCAACUACCAGGGCGUGUGGAAGCCGAGGAAGAUCCAGAACCCUGCGUUCUUCGAGGACCUGCAGCCGUUCCGGAUGACUGCGUUCAGCGCCGUGGGGCUGGAGCUCUGGUCCAUGACCUCCGACAUCUUCUUUGACAACUUCUUCAUCACAGACGACCGUGCCACUGCUGAUCGCUGGGCCGCCGACGGCUGGGGGCUGAAGAAGGCCGCCGAGGGCGCCGCCGAUCCCGGUUUGGCAACUCAGAUGUUGAGCGCUGCAGAGGAGCGCCCGUGGCUCUGGGUCGUCUACGUCCUCACUGUGGCUCUACCGCUCGUCCUCAUCAUUGUCUUCUGCUGCACCGGCAAGAAGAAGAGUCCUGAGACACCAGCAGCAGAGUACAAGAAGACCGACGAAGCUCAGCCUGACGUGAAGGAGGAUGAAGAGGAGGACGAGGAAGAGGAGGGCAAGGCCGAACAGAAGAGCAGUCCAGCUGCAGAAGAGAAUGGAGAGGAUAUACCUGCAGAAGAUGAUGAUGAAGAGGAUGCAGGGAAGGAGGCGACGGCUGACGAGAAGUUGGAGGACGAUGUCCUGCGGAGAUCUCCGAGGAACAGGAAGGCCAGAAAGGACUGAUAUCUCUCUAUUUACAUCUGACCUCUACACCACCCCACCCCUCCUUCUAAAGUAUCCCCCCCGCUACCCUCCUCCUCCUCCGAGGCAAUGAAGACUAAAUGGAACCCCGUGGCAGCAGCAAAGCUGACAGGAAAUUAAUCAACACCUCCAACAUAUGGAUGCUGGCUCGUCAUAAUUCCAGUGUGAACAGGACUGAGGGUUUCCUUUUUGUUUAUUUUUGUUUAGAUGAGAGAAUAUAAUUAACUAAAACUUCCUGCAUCAUUCCACCUUAGCAGACUCAAAGUCAUGGGAUCAAUGUGUCCUGUCAGCUGCCCCCUGCUCACCGUCCGGCGCCGUCCUGAGCUAACAAAGCGCCUCCCUACCAACGGCCCCCGAAUUAGUCUCCUGACUGAUGGAAAUUUGGCCUUCAACACCCACUACUUAGCCAUCAAUUUGAAUUAGCAUCUUUUUCUUUUUAGUGACCAACAGCAUGCUAAUUAGCUUUGACAUCAGGGUGCCAAUUAGGCUAACUGUGAUCUCAAUUAUCCAACAAACGUUCAGAAAAGAUUUGCUGGUUAGCCAAAUGAAAUGCUGUUAAUUUGCUGGUAAUCUGGUGCUAAUUAACGGUCAAACAAAUUAUCUGGCAAUACAAAUUAAUUCUAAAUUUGUCAAUUAGCCUGCUAACAAGCCGCUAACUAGGCUAACAUUCAGAAUUAACAGUCAAGGAUAUAAAUCUCAAAACGUCUUGCUUACUAGCGCCUUAACUGGAGUGCUACUUAUCUCAACAUCACGGUGCUAAUAAAACUAAAAUCGAUCCGAAUUAUCCAACAAUCAGAUCAUUUUUCAACAAGCGUAUUUCCAAUUAGCCCUUUAAACAUUAAACAAGUCUAGUCUAUUGGACUAGCAGCCAGCUUGAGAGCAACCUGCAAUUCACCUGCAAUCAGUUGAUCUUUUAGCCUUCUGUGAGAUUUACAAACUCUCAGGAAAUUAAGCCACCAAAAGCGUUGCUAAUUAGUUUCCUAGCAGGCUAAUUGGCUCAUGAACAACUUCGUAGUAAUACGGCUACUUGGAACUAUUUUAAAGCUGUCCUCUCACAAACUUCUGCGUUAACAAUGGGGGCUCUAACAAGUCCGCAGAUAUUGUAAUUGAAUUACCAACAACUAGCUAAUUAGCCUGGUAAGCCGCUAAUUCAUCUACUAACCGUUGGCCUUCAUAGAUUUAUCAAAUUAGCUAGUGAUUAGCCACCAUGCUAAUAUUUAAUAAGAAUGGCCACUGAUACUUUUUUUUCUGUAAUUUUCUAGUUUUGUGUUUUAAGCUGUUGGCUCCACACACAGCGCUCAAUUUUCUUCUCUAUUUCUACUGUGUGUUUUUCUGAUGGCAGGGGGGGGGUCAGAGGUCAGAACCAGUGAGCCUAGAAGCGUUUGAGAGGAAGCCUUGGAUUUUAUUGUCAGGCGCAGGUGUUUUGACACCUGGUUCUGUCAGCAGAAGAGGUUUUCACUCUAGUAGUAGAUGAGUAGAUUGGUUUUAUUCCACCUUCUGUGUUCAACAGCUACUUUUUAUCUAUCCAAACAAACUUUGCAAACGCUUGUUGGCUCCUGGGCAUCUGGGCGUGGAUCCGUUUACCUUUUAAAUCACCUGUGUAGCUUUUCAUGUUACAUCACCCAGCCAGUCUUCAACCCCAUGUGAACAGAACGAAAAGCACUAAGAGGGAAAAGUGAAGCGCUUAACACUCACCUGUCGACCCCUCCACCAAGCAGACGCUCUACUGUCCAUGUCGGCGGUUUAGGUAACAGCAGUUUGACGUAAUAAACUGAACUCGAGGUUAACUCUCAGAUGCACCUUGACUGUAGUGUCACACCCGGGUCACGUGAUGAAAACCUAAGCUAAUUUGAUCCGCUGAAAAAGAGGUGCAGGCGACAGGUGGGGGAAAAAAAACGAAACAUGUCAGACACAUGGCUGAAAUGUAUUCUGCAGUUACCUAUUGGUGUAUUAAUAAUCAUGUCAUCCAGGAGAGCAGAAUAGGCCAGACAGACAAUUGUUAAAACCGGAAACCAACCACCAGGUGUCACCAAAAUGAAAGCGUACAUUUUUUCAUCAGCUGGCAACCACAAACAAAUUUCAGUAGCUUUGGGCUGCAAUCCUGACCUAUUAACGCCGCCAUCAGGACAAGAGGUUCUCUCCACCAGUGUGAUGCUGAGGAAAACACAAACAAUCAUGAACUUUGUAAAGAUUCGUAAUGAUUUUUAUUAUCAAUCAGGAAAUCCUUUUUGGGUUAUUCAUAGACCAGAAGGUUCGUACAGACUAAACCUCCCCAGAUGUUUUACUCCUGUCCCUUUAGAGCAUCAUUUGGUUGCAUCAGUGUACUGAUUUAAAAGUAAAAUAAAAACAAAGGUUUGAAUGUCAAAGUUGUUUGAUAAAACAAGUAACUACAUGAAUUCAGUCUUGUACCAUCGAUGUGUCCUCUUGUUGUUUUCUGUGGACUCUUAAUCCGGCUCAGGAUUUGCUGACCAGCAGCGUGACAAGUAGCCGAUAGGGUGGGGGGGGGAAGUUGGCUGUGGGAUCUCAGUCUGUCGGUCAAACUUUGGGGCACGGAGAUCCAAGCUUCCAUAACUUUUUUAAGGGUAAACAAGAGAAUUAUCUUCUGUUUUGUUUUGGCUGUGCGCUUUGCUGCUUGUAGUCCUUAAUGUUUUCCCCUAUGGAGUUGUGAUGCAACUCUCGUUGACCUCCAGGCUUUAAGGGCCGGCGGCCUCCUCCGGAAUGUGUCCGUCUCAGCCGUUCAUGUGCACCUCUCCCUUGUGUUUUGUCUCGGAUUUUUGUGUCUGGCUGAAGCUGCCUAGCUGAACCGACUGUAGACUGAACACUGUAUCUGCUGGUGAAACUUUACAUGACUCUGUAACUGUGCUUUUUAUUUGUCGACAUCGUGUUUAGAACUAAAUGUAACGGUUGGUCCUGCGGCCUGUUUCUGAUGUACACUAUGUAGAGAGGUGGACUGGGCCCAUGGGGCCAAAGGUCUGUCUUUGAAUAGAAAUACUGUGAUGGAGCCGGGAUGAGUGUAUAUGUAUGUAUGUAUGAGUGUGUAUGUGGACAUGCAGUCAACAUUUUGUUUUGAUGAAUAAAAAGGCCAAAAGGAAUUAAUUAUAAA